AUGGACACUAUCACGGUGACCCCGAAGGCUGCGGGCCCCAUGUCCAACUCGAAGCAACCCAAGGGCAAGCUGCUCACCGGCACGAGCAACUUGCCCCAGAUCCUCUACGGCUGCGAGCAUCUCGAGCCGCUCUUCGCGGAGCGCCGCAAGGUGCUGGUGCAGCAGUAUACCAACAUCAUCCAGACGAUCCACGAGCGGCACAACAUAAUAUCGCAGACGCACCGGUCGAGCCUGAACGGCGAUGGCAGCCCCGUCCUCACCAUCGCGCCGACGUACAUGUGCCUCCAAUGCGUUGGCGUCUUUACGCCCGAACUCCGCGACGAACACUUUGAGGCGAAGAAGCACGCCUUUUCGGUCGAGUCGAAGCAUGGCUGCGUCUACUGCCAGCAGUGCAAGGACUUUAUCUACGACCCGAUGCUGGAGAAUGUGCGGUUGCUGCAGGGCCGCAAGAAGCGCAAGCUCGAGGAGACGAUGACGCCCGAGGACCACCGCCUGGUUGCGCAGCACUCGACCUUUGCGCCGUGCCGGGCCAUUGGCCUCAGAGGGCUCUACAACAUGGGGCAGACGUGCUUCAUGAGCGUCAUCCUGCAGUGUCUGAUACACAAUCCGUUCAUCAAGGCCUUCUACCUGGGCGAGGGGCACACGUCCAAGGACUGCGACAAGGAGUCGUGCACGAGUUGCGCGCUGGACGAGAUCUUCACCGAAUACUACUCGCUGGAAAAGACCGAGGGAUACGGAGCCGUGAGCAUGCUGUUGGGCAGCUGGAUGGGUGCGCAGGCUCUCGCGGGAUACCAGCAACAAGACGCGCACGAAUACAUGCAAUUCAUCCUCAACAACCUGCACCUCGAAAACGGCGGCUCGGACUCAGGCGUCGACUCGGACGGCAAAGCCGCCGACUGCACCUGCCUGAUCCACAAGACGUUCAGCGGCAAGCUGCAAAGCACCGUGACAUGCGACAAGUGCCGCAACGCGCGGUCGACGAUCGACCCGGUAAUGGACCUGUCGCUAGACCUGCGCUUCCAAGCCAAGAAGCGCAAGCUCGAAAAAGACGACGACGGCGGCGCCGACAAGGAAAAAGACAAAGCGUUUGCGCUCGACCUGCGCGACUGCCUCGACCGCUUCACGGCUAAAGAGAAGCUGGCCGCCGCCGAGUACACGUGUCCGAAUUGCAAGACGCAGCAGAACGCCUCCAAGCAGCUGAGCAUCAAGAAGCUGCCGCCCGUGCUGCCCAUCCACCUCAAGCGCUUCGAAACGACAAAAUCCUCGUCGACCAAACUCGACACCAAGAUCGCGUUCCCGCUGACCCUCGACCUCUACCCGUACACGACACGGGCGCGCAGCAGCAGCAGCAGCAGCAGCAGCAGCACCAACACCAACACCACAACCACCAACGGCAGUACCAGCCCCAACCCAGCCAACAAAAACAACAGUAGUAGUAGUAUUGUUGCGCCCCCGCAAACCUGCCCCUACGAGCUCGCCAGCGUCAUCGUCCACAAGGGCAAGAUCGACAGCGGCCACUACGUCAGCUACAGCCGCAAGGGCAGCGACUGGUUCCUCUUCGACGACAGCAAGGUCGUGCUCGCGUCCGAGGCGGAUGUCCUGCGCGCUGAGGCGUAUUUGCUGACGUAUGUGGUGCGGAGUUUGGAGGGGUGA
Messenger RNA from Aplosporella prunicola CBS 121167, 1653 nucleotides. RefSeq lists its product as uncharacterized. The record is from RefSeq and is a predicted model, not a curated record. The transcript is spliced from 4 exons. The coding region runs from base 1 to 1653 and encodes 550 amino acids. Gene Ontology annotation, molecular function: cysteine-type deubiquitinase activity; zinc ion binding. Gene Ontology annotation, biological process: protein deubiquitination. Lineage: Eukaryota; Fungi; Ascomycota; Dothideomycetes; Botryosphaeriales; Aplosporellaceae.